CGAAGCCUUCAACGUUGUCAGUGUAGACGUGGAAGUCGUGUAAAUAAGGUCUGUGUCAUUUCGUCUGGGGACAUUUUUCACUUCAACGCCUGAUAAAGCGAGCCGGAAGGUUACAUUAUCAACUGUAAACACUUGAUGUCAUCAGCUGCAAUGAUGUACGGAUACCAGCAGCAGGCUGCUGCGGCUGCUGUGCAAGGCCAGCAGUAUCAGCAGAUGCCCCAAGAACAGUAUCAACAGCAGGGUUACCAACCACAGCAGGGCUUUCAGCCACAGCAGCAGCAGCAGCAGGGUUUCCAGCCCCAACAAGGCCAGUAUGGACAACAGCAGUAUCCGCAGGAGCAGUAUCAACAGCAGCAAGCACCACAACAGCAGCCACAGCAGCAGCAAACUCAGCAGUCCCAGCAGUCCCAGCAGAGUUAUCAGGAGUUCAUAGAACAGCAGGAGUCAAGAGAGGGCGUCCGAUUUUCCUGGAAUGUGUGGCCCUCUAGUCGAAUCGAGGCAACGCGCAUGGUUGUACCAGUUGCUUCCAUGUACACUCCAUUGAAGAAAAGGGAUGAUUUACCACCGAUUUGCUACGAACCAUUGAGGUGCCAGCAGGCUCAGUGUGGUGCCAUCUUAAAUCCAUUGUGUCAGGUCGACUAUCGAUCCAAAUUGUGGGUGUGUUGUUUCUGCCUACAUCGAAAUACCUUCCCUAGUUCCUAUGCUUCAAUAAGUGAGCAGAGCCAGCCUGCAGAACUGUUCCCACAGUAUUCAACAAUUGAGUAUACUAUCAUGAGACAACAGAUGAUGCCUCCCAUCUUCUUGUUCGUUGUAGACACCUGCAUAGAUGAGGAGGAACUUGCGGCACUCAAAGAAUCGAUCACCAUGUCGCUCUCUUUGAUGCCGGCCAAUGCUCUUGUUGGGCUCAUCACCUUUGGUCGUCAUAUUCACGUGCAUGUAUUAGCUACUGAAGUCAUGAGGAGGCAGUAUGUCUUCCCUGGACACAAGGACCAAACUGCUAAGUCAGUGCAGGAGUAUUUAGGAGUUGGACUAAAGACUGUACAAACUGUGAUGCCUGGCCAGGGUGCACCAGGAAAUCAGACAAAUCAGAUGAACAACCGUUUCCUUCAGCCUGUUCAGGAAUGUGAAAUAAUGUUGCAGGAUAUUUUGACAGACUUGCGCAGAGAUCCCUGGCCCGUUUCUACUGGGAAAAGGCCCCUUCGAGCCUCUGGGGCUGCUCUUUCAAUUGCAAUUGGUCUUCUUGAGGCUUGCUAUCCAAAUACUGGAGCACGCAUCAUGACUUUCCUGGGUGGCGCCUGUUCUUACGGUCCUGGUAUGGUGGUUGACGACGACUUACGUAAACCUAUUCGAUCACAUCACGAUAUUGACAAGGAUAACUGCAAAUACAUGAAGAAAGCCAUCAAAUUCUACGAGGGCCUUGGGCAGCGAGUUUCUAAUAACGGUCACAUUGUAGAUCUUUACGCCUGUGCUCUUGAUCAAGUUGGUCUCCAUGAAAUGAAGUAUUGUAGCAAUUAUACUGGUUUCCAUCCAGUUGCUGGGGCACUUGGACCGUGCGUUUCUGCCCGCGAGAAGGGUCCGAAUGUAGCGGAGAUGGAAAUAGGCAUUGGCAAUACAACCAAAUGGAAGCUGUGUGGUCUAACUCCGGGUACCACGGUAGCUUUAUUCUUUGAAAUUGCUAGUCAGCAAGGAGGUGAAAUUCAGGGAGGAAGGGGUCACGUUCAGUUUAUCACCAGGUACCAACAUCCGUCUGGUCAGCUGCGUUGCAGAGUUACUACAGUUGCCAGAAACUGGGUCGAUCCACAAACUGGUCAGCACGCAGUGUCAGCAGGAUUUGAUCAAGAAGCAGCAGCCGUGUUGAUGGCAAGACUAGCUGUUCAUAGAUCCGAAACAGAUCAGGAUGGAACAGAUGUACUGCGCUGGGUGGAUAGGAUGCUUAUUAGAUUAUGUCAGAAGUUUGGCGAAUUCAUCCCUAACGACCCCAACAGCUACAGGUUCCAUGACACAUUCACAUUAUACCCUCAAUUUAUGUUCCAUCUUAGACGUUCACAGUUUUUGCAAGUGUUCAAUAAUUCUCCGGACGAAACAUCGUUUUAUAGAUGCAUGCUGAACAGAGAAUCUGUGACAGAAUGCUUAACCAUGAUCCAGCCUGUUCUCUACAGCUACUCAUUCAGUGGCAUCGAAGCAGUUAUGCUUGACACUUCGUCUAUACAACCAGAUCGAAUAUUGCUUUUAGAUACGUUCUUCUUGGUUCUUAUCUUUUUAGGAGAAACAAUGGCAGCUUGGAAGAAGGAGGGAUACCACGAAAAAGAAGAAUAUGCUACCUUCAAGGAGUUGUUGCAGGCACCGAUUGACGAUGCUCAGGACAUCUUGGCAACAAGGUACCCCAUUCCUAGAUACGUGGAAACUGAACAAGGCGGCUCUCAGGCUCGAUUCUUGUUAUCCAAAGUUAAUCCUUCACAGACUCACAAUAAUGCCAUGUAUGGUGGGUCUGUCAUCCCAGAUCCCAAUGCCACGGAUGGUGGUGCCCCAGUAUUGACAGAUGAUGUGAGCUUGCAAGUCUUCAUGGAACAUCUUAAGAAAUUAGCAGUUACGUCAAAUGCAUAACCACCCUAAAAAAAAUGUAUUUAGCUCAAAUUUUGUUAAUUUAAUAGAUAUUGGUCCUCUUUUAAAGGCCACAUUUAUAAUAAUGUUAAGGGAGAUCAAAGGAGAUAUAUAUAUGUUGAUUUGAAGCUUUUCCCGUUCAGUGAAUUUUUAAGAUGGAAGCUUCAAUUCAUUCUUCAUAAAUAAAUAUGGAAUUUGAUAUUAUUUUAGUACAUAUUUGAAUGUGA
Macrobrachium nipponense is the source of this 2828-nucleotide messenger RNA. It is a transcript of the gene Sec23, whose product is annotated as protein transport protein Sec23A-like. NCBI's taxonomy places the organism in Eukaryota, Metazoa, Arthropoda, Malacostraca, Decapoda, Palaemonidae. The record is from RefSeq and is a predicted model, not a curated record. Gene Ontology annotation, molecular function: GTPase activator activity; zinc ion binding. The transcript has 18 exons. Bases 136 to 2604 code for a protein of 822 amino acids. Gene Ontology annotation, biological process: COPII-coated vesicle cargo loading; endoplasmic reticulum to Golgi vesicle-mediated transport; intracellular protein transport. Gene Ontology annotation, cellular component: endoplasmic reticulum exit site; COPII vesicle coat.